This is a messenger RNA of Anopheles coustani, 1649 nucleotides long. It is a transcript of the gene Drep4, whose product is annotated as DNA fragmentation factor subunit beta. The coding region runs from base 250 to 1503 and encodes 417 amino acids. Lineage: Eukaryota; Metazoa; Arthropoda; Insecta; Diptera; Culicidae. Gene Ontology annotation, molecular function: DNA endonuclease activity. Gene Ontology annotation, cellular component: cytoplasm; nucleus. The transcript has 4 exons. Gene Ontology annotation, biological process: apoptotic DNA fragmentation; apoptotic process. The record is from RefSeq and is a predicted model, not a curated record.
AUAUCCUUUUUCUUCGUCGUUAGACAAGUGGUCCGUGGGGGUGGUAAAGGUCGUUCCCAUCGGGUGCAGCAACAAAAACAUCUUGCAACGGGAGCGGAAAAUUAAACAACAUUUGUCCGCGAGGGCCCGGACCGGUGUUAUCUGUGCAAGCCAAAUACCAUUCUUCUGGUCGGUUUCAGUCAACAGUGUGUUUCUGGUUUUCCAAUCAAAAGGUUUCAAGGGUGGCAAUUUCAACAUUCAUCAUCCGAAAUGUUCAACCUGUUCACGUCGGCUAAAACGGAGAAGCAGGGACUGCAGGGCUACAAGAUAACUGAUGUCGAGCGGACCCGCAAGUACGGGGUAGCGGCCAACUCACUUCGCAUGCUCCGAGCGAAGGCGUCCGAAAAAUUCAAGAUUGCCGAAUGCCGCGUCUAUCUUGCACAGGAUGGCGUGGAGGUGACCGACGAGGACUAUUUUCGGACUUUACCGGCCCAGGUAUUGUUCGUCGUGGCGGACAAGGAUACGAUUGUGAAAACGGAUUUUGAACUAAUGUACAAUGCCAUCAAAGCAACCCACACGGAGCUGCUCAAUGCGGGUGAAUUGGCUCGGCAGUUUGUGAACAACAAUCAGCCGGAAAUUUCCAAGAUCCUGUACGACGCACAGCGCGGCCGGGACGAUCUUAUCAAGCGUAGCUCCCGGACGGAGCACGAAGAAUGGUUUGAGGGAAUUGAUGAUCGAGCGGUAAAGACGAAGGAAGAAGUAAUGAAACGGCGCGGUCAGGAUCGAAUCCGUGGUUACUUUUACAAAACCAAGGACGAACUGACGAAAUGUUCCAUGUACCGGGCGAACCCGAUCGCCCGCGAGUUAAUCGACGAAAUGCUCGAGCUGUUCCGGCAGCUGCUACUUGGAUUUGACUAUUUUAGCUGCAUGUUCGACCGGAGCUGCCAACGGCGAAUCACGCUGGAAGAACCGGACGACAAGGGUGACGAAACGGACGCCCAGCGCAUUCCGCCGAAGAAGCUGAAACUGGUGGUUAAAAACUCACUCGGUAAAAACUGUCGCAUCGAGCGAUACAAUGUGGCUCUGUGCGGCGAACGGGGAGACUUUCGGUGCAUGGGCCUCUGGAAUGACGAACGGUGCCGGUACGAUGGACACCGGAUCAAUCCGUACGCGAGCCGGGAACACUUGAUCCUGUUUCAGGUGUGGAAUCUCGAUCAUCAGGUGGAAAUAAGCCGCGCCGUGCUGCCCUCCAUCCUGGACAAUGUUGAGCGUAUGGUGGCGGCCGACGCGGACGGGGUUAUCUGCAAGCUGCACGGGCGCCGGGGCAAGAAACUGUCUGUGAUAACGUACUUUCUGGAGCUGUUUACGCUGCACAACUUGAAGCUGGUGCACAUCGUGUGCCACGAUAAGGGUGUCCACGAGUUGAUCUCGAAUGGUGCCAUCAUUUGCGAUCGGUGCGAGGAAUACAAGUACAUUAAGCAAUUCCAACGGAACGUACGUUCCAACGAGGACGCGUUGCUGUAGAACGGCAAUCGCGUUGCCUGCCUCCGAUCUCCAUACAGUAAUAAGCCAAAUAUUUAAGCAAAAGUUAAGCAUAUUUAUCUACAAAAUAAAGGUCAAACCACCUCACAUGUACGCAAUGUGUUCGCUAUUAACGAACCAGCUCGGCU